This is a messenger RNA of Venturia canescens, 7263 nucleotides long. It is a transcript of the gene Khc, whose product is annotated as kinesin heavy chain. The record is from RefSeq and is a predicted model, not a curated record. Bases 409 to 3324 code for a protein of 971 amino acids. The transcript is spliced from 14 exons. Gene Ontology annotation, biological process: mitotic cell cycle; microtubule-based movement. Gene Ontology annotation, molecular function: microtubule motor activity; microtubule binding; ATP binding. Gene Ontology annotation, cellular component: microtubule. NCBI's taxonomy places the organism in Eukaryota, Metazoa, Arthropoda, Insecta, Hymenoptera, Ichneumonidae.
GUUCGAACCACAGGCCUCUCCGACUCUCCGACUGGCUUGACAGUAGGUAGAGAACUUGAUGCGGUACUAUCGCGUUCUUCUCUCUACCUCCGAUUGGCCCACCUACAAUCCGACGAUUAUUUACCACGAUAUUCGUUAACUUUUCCCCUCCCACCCGUGAGCCCCCUCGUCAAGUUCGAUGAAACGUUGAAUCGCAUCCGUCGCGGAGGAGAAUCCUUGCAUUUUCACAAAAACAAAAAGAAAUAUAAGAAAAAACCCCUCCACGAUUGGGGAAUUUCGUGAACGCGUGAGUGCGUGUGUGUGUGUGCGUGCAUGAGUGUGUGCGUGUGUUUAGUGUGAGGUAACAAGGAAAAAGUUGGCUUUUUUCCUCUUUUUCUACAUUGAACGAGGAGAGUCAAAAAAGAAAUUAUGAUGGAGACGCCGCGGGAACGUGAAAUCGCUGCCGAAGACAGUAUCAAAGUUGUCUGCCGAUUUCGGCCUCUCAAUGACUCCGAAGAAAGGGCUGGCUCGAAAUUUGUCGUCAAGUUCCCGUCGGGGGGCGAGGAGAACUGUAUUUCCAUCGGGGGCAAGGUGUACCUCUUUGACAAAGUAUUCAAACCAAAUGCAACACAAGACAAGGUAUACAAUGAAGCUGCAAAGUCCAUCGUCACUGAUGUCCUGGCAGGUUACAAUGGAACGAUUUUUGCAUACGGGCAAACUUCGUCAGGUAAAACGCACACGAUGGAAGGUGUUAUAGGGGAUCCGAAUAAGCAGGGAAUAAUACCAAGAAUCGUCAACGAUAUUUUCAAUCACAUUUAUGGCAUGGAAGAGAAUUUGGAAUUUCACAUCAAAGUAUCGUAUUUCGAAAUCUACAUGGACAAAAUCAGAGAUUUACUCGAUGUAUCGAAGGUGAAUUUGAGCGUGCACGAGGACAAAAAUCGUGUGCCUUUCGUCAAGGGUGCAACUGAGCGAUUCGUUUCAAGUCCCGAGGAAGUAUUCGAAGUAAUAGAAGAAGGAAAGUCGAAUCGUCACAUAGCUGUGACGAAUAUGAACGAACACAGUUCAAGAUCGCAUUCGGUAUUUCUGAUAAACGUUAAACAAGAAAAUUUAGAAAAUCAGAAGAAACUCUCGGGCAAACUGUACCUCGUCGAUUUGGCUGGUUCGGAAAAGGUUUCAAAAACUGGAGCCGAAGGAACCGUUUUGGACGAAGCAAAAAAUAUCAAUAAAUCUCUUUCGGCUCUUGGUAACGUUAUUUCGGCUCUUGCGGAUGGCAACAAGACUCACAUACCAUAUCGUGAUUCAAAACUCACGAGAAUUUUGCAAGAAUCUUUGGGUGGUAACGCUCGGACUACUAUCAUCAUUUGUUGCUCCCCAGCAAGCUUCAACGAAUCCGAAACCAAGUCAACGUUAGAUUUUGGUAAACGUGCAAAGACGAUUAAGAACGUAGUUUGCGUGAACGAGGAGUUGACUGCUGAAGAAUGGAAACGUCGUUAUGAGCGUGAGAAAGAAAAAGCGGCACGAUUUAAAGGGAAGGUGGAAAAGCUUGAAGCGGAAUUGGCACGCUGGCGUCAAGGCGAAACUGUUAAGCCUGAGGAGCAAGUUAAUCUCGUUGAAGUUUCGGAAGUCAUUACCCCUGUGGUCCCUCCGCCCGAAGGUGCCGUCGAAGAAGGACCGAUGCCCGCGAUACCAGGAGGUGGCCUAAUGGCUGGUUCUCUCUCGAACGAAGAGCGACAAAAAUUAGAGGAAGAACGCGAACGCUUGUACCAACAGCUGGAUGAUAAGGACGAGGAAAUAAACCAACAAUCGCAAUACCUCGAGAAGUUGAAGGAACAACUUGAGGAACAGGAGGAACUCAUAGCUAGCGCUCGAAGAGAUUAUGAGCAAUUGCAACAGGAAAUGAGUACGAUAAAUCUCGAGACUGAGAGCGCCAAGGAAGAAGUCAAAGAAGUUUUACAAGCUCUAGAGGAGUUGGCAGUGAAUUAUGAUCAAAAGUCGCAAGAGGUUGAAAUAAAAAACAAAGAGCACGAGGCAUUGACGGAGGAAUUGUUGGCGAAACAAGCCGCUCUAAACACAACUGCAUCAGAGCUACAACAACUGCGAGACAUGUCAGCACACCAGCGCAAAAGAACAGCUGAAAUGCUCUCGAACUUGCUCAAAGAUUUGGGUGAAAUUGGAGUCGCGAUCGGCGGAGAUGAGAACCUCAAAGUAACUCCAGACGCGAACGGCAAACUUGAGGAAGAAUUUACUGUAGCGAGGCUUUACAUCAACAAAAUGAAAUCUGAAAUCAAGAAUCUUGUGCAGCGCUGCUCAGGAUUGGAGACUUUGCAGACUGAUUGCAAUAAGAAGGUGUCUGAGUACGAGAAAGAUCUCGCUGACUGCAGAUUGCUGAUCUCUCAACACGAAGCGCGUAUGCAAACGCUCUCGGAAUCGAUGAAAGAAGCUGAGGCCCGAAAACGAACACUUGAGGAGGACGUUGAUGCUCUGCGUGAAGAGUGCGCUAAGCUCAAAGCUGCGGAACAGGUGCAAGCUGUUACGAAUAAAGAAAAAGCUGAGGAAAAAGAAGCUGCCACGAAGAUGCGAGUGGCUUUGGAAGAACAAAUGGACCAUUUGCGCGAUGUUCAUCAGAAACAAGUCGCUGCGCUUAGGGACGAGAUAUCCGAAAAGCAAGAAGCGAUAAACGAGCUCAAAGAUUUGAACCAGAAAUUCACUCUUGCUCAUCAACAAAUGCAGGCUGAUUAUGGUCGUCUAAAACAAGAAGAGGCUGACAAAUCUGUGAAACUUCAAGAACUCAUUCUGAUGAACGAACGUCGUGAACAGGCAAGGAAAGAUCUCAAGGGACUCGAAGAUACUGUCGCUAAGGAACUACAAACUCUGCACAAUUUACGCAAAUUAUUCGUUCAGGAUCUUCAAGUGAGAAUCAAGAAAUCAGCAAACGCCGAAGACAACGAAGAUGACGGUGGUUCACUCGCGCAAAAACAGAAAAUUUCAUUCCUCGAAAAUAAUUUGGACCAACUUACAAAGGUUCAUAAACAGCUGGUUCGUGACAAUGCUGAUUUGAGAUGUGAGUUGCCCAAACUGGAGAAAAGAUUACGUGCUACAAUGGAACGCGUUAAAGCUCUUGAAAUUGCUUUGCGAGAUGCCAAAGAAGGUGCAAUGCGUGAUCGCAAACGUUACCAAUACGAAGUUGAUAGAAUUAAGGAAGCUGUCAGACAGAAAAAUCUGGCACGACGUGGUCCUAGCGCCCAAAUUGCUAAGCCAAUUCGCGCUGGCCAACAUAACGUAAGCGGAGUCAAUGCUAUGAGAACUGGAAAUCGAGAUGUGGAUUGUCACGUUCCGCGGUCGUGAACGUAAACCGAAAAGUAAAAAAAAAAAUACUCUUCAUCCCCUUUUUUUACAGAAAACGAACGGAAGAGAGCUUUUCUCGACGAACAAAAAAGAUUUUCAAAUAUGAAUUUAAUUUAUAACUCUUUCGUAUAAAUACAAAGAAAGAAACAGAAAAAACGAUGAAGGAAAGAACACACACAAAUACACUGAAUGAAAAAAAAAACAAACAAAAAUCAAUACGGUAUUUGCAUAAGGGUAAUAGACGUAUUAUAUAUUCGCAAAUGAUGCACCAUCCGUUAUCUUUUUAUUAAGAGAAAACAAACAAAAAAUCACGCAUUCGCUUAGGUAAACGGCUAAGAUCCAAUAUAAAUAUUGUAUCGUGUAAUACUGCAUGUCUUAUCGAUUUGUAAAUAGUUGAUUUUUAUAAAUUAUUUAAUUUAAAAAAGGAAGAAAAAGAAAACGUGAAGAACAAGAGCAAGUGAGCGAGAACCGAGAAAUUGAAAAUAAAAGCAGAAAAAUCCUCCUUUUUUCUCCACUUUGUAACAGAAUUCGAGGCGAUUACUUAAUUCAAUUUAUGAGGUAUUUCUGCAACUGUAAUCGUUUCUCAAACAGACUGGACAGCGAAAAAAUAUGAAAACGUAAAUUUAUGAACAAAUGUAAGAGGCGUAUCAUUUGAACGUAAAUUCACGACAGAAAUGAUCCUUUUCGGUUUCAAUAACCGAACAAUUGUUGUUGUAAAAUAGAUUAUGCGAUUCGAUGAACGUUAAGAAGAGCCUAAAACGUCCGUUGCACCGAUAACAAAGCAAAUCCUGAACAACGACGUUUCGUCGAGUCGGCGUACGAAAAAUACAAUAAUUGAGACAAAAAAACCUUCUGCAUAUAUCUUUCUCCGAUCAUUGAAAAUGAGAAAAAAAAACAAAUAUGUACGAUUGGACAUGCAGUUAAUGAGAGAUUGUUUGGAUGAUUGUGGCUUAUGAGUACUUAUUUGUAAUAUCGCGAACGGAAAGAAAACAACAGAAUAGAAAAAGCAAAGUCGAUAUUCACUUGACCAACAGACACUUCACAUUUUUUUGAAUAAUACAAAGCCCAAAACUGAGCGAGAACGGACUCAAAUUCCGCAUCGAUUUGGAGGGCUCGCUUGAUUAAAAAAGUCAAGUGCUUUAGCCUCUCCUUUGUGAUUAAAAGGACUCGAAAUUUGUGAACGUUCUCCUCAAUUUGACGAUUACAUGAAAAUGGGAGUGUGGAAAUUUCAUUGAAAAUAUAACAAAAAGAAAUAAUCUACUCUCGGUACUAUGAUUAAAGUUAAAUGAUCAUCACAUCCGCCUAUCUCAUACCUUCCUGUAUUUAUAAUAAUUUAUGGUAUCUUUUGUCAAUGAAGAACAUGUAGAUUAACAUUUUAUUCUCUGUUUCAUUUUCUUGUUUUUUUCCGUUGAUUAAGCACACUUCGAGCUUCAUCAGAGUACUCGGGACUCAAUUACUAACGCGUGGCCUUAAAUUAUUAGUCGCUUGAUUCUCUCCCGCCAUCAUCAUGAGCGAACGUGUACUUGUUUUCAUUCAGGGUACGAAAUCAUUCGGUUUUUUUUACAUAGGCUUAAGUUCCUCAAAGUGGUGCAAUUGCGAAAUAACAGAAAGAGAAAGACAUGAGAAACAAAAGAAAAGUAAAAUUUAUUUUCUAAUCGGAUCUAAUUCAGAGCUUGAAGCGCAGCUUGAAUAAUCGUGCACUCAGAUGUAAUAACGGCGAAUCGCGUGCGCAUAUAUAAUAUACAUAUAUGAAUAUAUUUAUACGAUUUUUCUUUAUUUGAUUUAUCAUUCUUCAUAACCGUUGAAAUUCGACUUGGAGAAACUUUGUUAUUCGGCUAUAAUAUUAAUAUUUGUGAUCGAAGAAGAGAGAAAUGCGAAUUGUGUCACGCGAAGAAGCGAGCGAGAAUAUAAUAACUGCAAUUUCAAUGUUUCCAUAGCAAUCAUUGUUUUAUUUAACUUUUAUUUUCAGUUGCAUUACGGUUAAACAAAGAUGGAUGGCAAGUUUAGGUAGAAACAAAUUUGCAAUUAUUCUCAUUCAUUUAUACGAGUUAAAAACGCUUGUAUGAAAUAUUUAGUUUAUGUAUUACAAGAAAUAACUAUAAUUCACAUACGACCGCACGGUAUUUCCUUCUUUUACACUUAAUCAUUUGCCUCUUUCAAUCCUUAGUACGUAUUUUCUGUUCCACCCCCCCCCCCCCUCCUUCCUCUAUUUUUCGAAAUUAGCUUUUACGAUACGAAAUUUGCGAAUUCUCGUACAUCUCCCAUUACUGAAAAUAUGCGAGAUUUAAAUCAACGAAAUAUAACUGCUUAUCGUCGAUGACUUGUGAUUCGAUAAUUUUACGGGCGAUUUAUUUUUUGUCCGUCCAAACAUUGUCAUUAGAUUUCGUUGUCUCGGUUGAUUAUAGUGAUUAUCAUUAUAAAACGAUGAAUACAAAUGAAUUAUUCUUAAUUAUUAUAUAUAAAUAAUAACUAUUAAUUUAUUAUUACUAUUAUUAUUAUUAAACAAAGUAAAUGAUCAAUUUGUGAGCCAAGUAUCGCUCCUUUGGCGAAUCGAUGCUAAAGGCAAAGUGGAUACAAACAAGGUCGAAUACUUGAUUGACUGUGCAGUUGAUUCUGUAGAGAAGAAAAAAUCAGUAUUCCCCUGAACGAGUUAGUCCACACUCCAGUAAAUAUUUAUUCUAAUCGUUUAAUAGACCAGACGGCAUUAUUAAUGAAACCUCAUCGUUCUCAUCUUCAUAUUACGUCUCCAAUCGUUUUUUUUCUCAUAUAUAUAUUUGCUAAAAGUCUCUGUGAAUGCUUGCGAGAGAAUGGGAAUAAAUCACAUAAUUGUAGAACAAGAUACGAGUUAUCGUACGUUUAAGGUCGCGGGCUUACCGGGCAUUGUACGCGAAACACAUUUGAAGAGAAAAGGGAAACAAAAAAAAGAAUACAAGAAAGACAAAUAAACGGUGAAGAAAAUGAAAAUUCAUGCGCGCAGCCUCUGUCUAAAUUGCGGAUUUGUGGGGGAAAGAAAAAAUACGAAUGAUGGCUACACUUUGUAUGACUCGAUAACAGCCUCCCUCUAAAGUUUAUAGCGCUGCUGAUAAUAUUAAUAAUGAAAAUAACACGUAAUACUAAAUUACUCUCGUAUUUAAUCACGUUCCCUCCUGGGAAUAAAAUUCAAUGUUACGAAACUUUGAGUGAAACCGGAAAGAGUUUCGAUUAUUUUUCAUAAUACGAAAGCAAAUAGAAAUAAUAAAGGGGGAAAAAACUAAACAAAAGCUGAAAAAAUGCAUCUUCAAUAUUAAUUAAAAAAGUUUAGAAAAUUCAAUAUUAUUUGUGCGCACGAAACAAAAAUGAAAUAUAUAUAUAUAUAAAUUUAUUAGUAACUGAUGAGGAGGUUGAUCUCAAACCGCCGUCUGAGGGGAAGUCUUUUGAAUUUUUUUUUUGUUUCGUUUGACGAAAAUCUAAUAACACAAAUAAAUUUCAUUUUUUGCGGCGAGCCUCGACCGAAUUUUCGAUCUAACGAGAGCGUAUAUUAUCCACUCAAUGUAGAUAGAUGUGUUAUUCACAAUAAAAACAAAACAAAAAAAAAUUGUUCGAACGCUGUCUUGAAAAUAAUACACCUUGCUGAUUUACGUUGCAAUUACAAACAUUUUUAGCAAAUAUUUCUUACGCUUUCGAUAGUGUGUGCCAACGCUUCGAUGUAACGUCAAAUGGAUUCGAACGUAUUUAACAUUUUUUUCAUAAUUUUAGAGCAGUCAAGUAAAUAUUGGAAUAUGUAGAAGGACGAAAAAGUUUCCAUUUUUAUGUCAAUGGAAAAUCCAGAUGAAUCAUAUGACGAUUCGGCCUGCCAAUAAAGCUUGGUUAAAACUCACACAUGACAUGUGUCACACAAAAUUUCCGUACUCAUGCAUUUCUUAUUUUGGGAGUUUAAUAAAUGCGUCAUCGGUAGUGGAA